This is a messenger RNA of Acaulospora colombiana, 1692 nucleotides long. Lineage: Eukaryota; Fungi; Glomeromycota; Glomeromycetes; Diversisporales; Acaulosporaceae. The record is from the annotation of a GenBank genome assembly.
AUGGGGGAGUCUUCAAUUUUCGUCCUUGACGCGAGAACUAAUGAGUGCGUUCACUACGAGUCGGUCGAAGCAUUCCCACGUAAACGACGGAUGGUCAUGAGCACGGAAGUAUUUAAGAAACACACCGAUAUUCAAAUACGCAACGAUCUCAUCGACUGUCAGAUAGACAUUUGUUCCGUGGAGAGGAUCAUUGUAGUCUAUGAUGUUCAUCUGGUUGGCGAAAACGGGAGAGGAUAUUUAUGGUCCAAUGAAAUUUCGGACACGGAUGAAGAAAUUGCAAGGAAUAUAAAAGUUGCGUCACUCGCACAUGAUAUAUCCAACAUAUCAAUAAGCGAUUCAUCCGCAUCCGUUGUUAGCGACGGAUCUUACGAAGAAAGUGAUCCAGAUGAAUUAUCGGCCCAUGAGGUGUUCCAUAAGGAGGAACAUUGUGCUGAAACACGAGCCGACUUCAAACUUUUUGCGCCGACAUGUCGCGUCCUCUACGAAAUGGAUAUAUUGGAGGAGGAAGCUAUAUUAAAAUGGUAUUAUUCUGAUUCGUCAAAUAAUGACACCCUCAAGUCAGUUCGUGAGCAGAUACUUUCCGUAUUAGAAGAACUGGACCCGGACAUUGCGUUUAUCCAAGAGGUCGACAUCAAUUGCAAACGCUCUGGAAGUAAAAAUCAUUUUAAGGAGAUAGCAACUAAACUAGGUUGGAAAGGUGGAUUCGUGUGCGAGUUUUUGGAGGUGGAAAGCGAAAUAAGAAAAGAAAGAGAUCAAGGAGGAGGAAUCCACGGCAAUGCUAUAUUCACUAAACAUGAAGUAUCUUUUCGCGUUCUCGAUCACAAACAUCAUCCUUUGAACUGGGAACGGGAGGGUGUAUCACUACGCGAACCAAGAGUAGGAAGGAGAUUUACAUUGGUGGCGGAAGUUAUGACGCCAAUUGGUCCGCCGAUUUUGUGCUAUUGUGUUCACUUGGAGGUUUUCUGUGGGAUAGUCGGCAGGAUUGUUCAAUUUUCCGAGAUACUGGCCGAUUCCACAAAACGCAUUGACACUCAUCCGAAUCAGUUGAUCUUUGGAGAUUUGAACACCAUGGGACAUUCAAUUGCUCGCUUGUCACCGCUGUAUUGUACGGAUAGAUAUCGUUUUCUGUCGUUGGGCUGGACAGAGUCCGAAUGGUGGGACGUUAAUCUUUUUGGUUGGCACAUUCACGACGGAGAAAUAAAUCUUAGGCUACAAUCUGGUGGAUUAAAAACUUUGGCAGCGUUUUUAAGAAUAAACAAGAGUCUUAGUGAACGCAGUCUUCAAGUAAUGUCCGGAUUUUCGUCGGAGGCUUUGCGUGCGGCGCGAAAUCCGGGAUUCUAUGACCCUUGGUCGCCAACCAAGGAUAUCACCUUGCACAAUCCGAAUUAUCUAGGUCUAUACUCGGCAAAACUUGACUGGACGCUGAUAUGUGGAUUUGAAGUUGUCAACAGGUGGAUCGGCAAUGACGAUUAUUCGGCUUCGGAUCAUAAGUACAUGAUGGUGGAGUUGAAAUUUGACGACGAGAAGGACAAAACGUUAUCAUCGAGAAGUCGAUGGGAGAAUAGGAGGAACUUUUGGAGGAAUGAAUUAAACGUAGACAGUAACGAUGGCGUAAUGAGAAAGUGGAUGAAGACUAUUGGAUUGGGGGUUGGCGUUGCAGUGAUUGCAACUGCGAUUCUCAGUCAACGAUGA